GUUAGAGGAGGCAGUUGUGUUUAGAAAGGCAAGCGAUGAACUGAAGAUUAAACAUGUAUGGGAAUUAUCCUCACUUCAUUAAGUUUCCUGCGGGCUUUGGCAAUUCCCCUGUCCAUGCCAGCUCCACAUCUGUGAGCCUGUCGUCAAGCCUUUCCUCAGGAAAUUCAGUGGAAGGGCACCACAACUACCUCGAGGCCCCUGCAAACGCCUCCCGGGCACUGCCAUCCCCCAUGAAUGCCAUCGGGUCUCCAGUCAACACUCUGGGCUCGCCGUACAGAGUCAUCGCGUCCUCCAUUGGCUCACACCCCGUCUCACUGUCUUCAGCCCCGGGCAUGAAUUUUGUGACACAUGCAAGCCCACAGCUCAAUGUCUUGAACAAUGUCAGCAGCUCAGAGGAUGUCAAACCCUUGCCAGGUCUCCCAGGGAUUGGGAACAUGAAUUAUCCAUCUACAAGCCCAGGAUCCUUAGCCAAACACAUCUGUGCCAUCUGUGGGGACAGGUCCUCAGGGAAGCACUACGGGGUGUACAGCUGUGAGGGCUGCAAAGGCUUCUUCAAGAGGACAAUCCGGAAGGACCUCAUCUACACCUGCCGUGACAACAAGGACUGCCUCAUAGACAAGCGCCAACGCAACCGCUGCCAGUACUGCCGCUAUCAGAAGUGCCUCGCAAUGGGCAUGAAGAGGGAAGCUGUGCAGGAGGAGAGACAGAGGAGCAGGGAGCGGAGCGAGAACGAGGCCGAGUCCACAGGCAGUGGCAGUGAGGACAUGCCUGUGGAGAGGAUCCUGGAAGCUGAGCUGGCAGUCGAACCCAAAACAGAGGCAUACAGCGAUGUGAACACAGAAAGCUCGACAAAUGACCCUGUCACGAACAUAUGCCAUGCAGCUGACAAGCAGCUCUUCACACUUGUUGAGUGGGCCAAGCGAAUCCCCCACUUCUCUGACUUGACGCUGGAAGAUCAAGUCAUUCUCCUCCGGGCAGGAUGGAAUGAGCUGCUCAUUGCCUCAUUCUCCCAUCGCUCUGUGUCAGUGCAAGACGGCAUCCUUCUGGCCACGGGCUUGCAUGUGCACCGCAGCAGUGCUCACAGUGCUGGUGUGGGCUCCAUCUUUGACAGGGUUUUGACAGAACUGGUGUCCAAAAUGAAAGACAUGCAGAUGGAUAAGUCGGAGCUGGGCUGCCUUCGAGCCAUUGUCCUGUUUAAUCCAGAUGCUAAGGGUUUGUCCAGCCCUUCAGAAGUGGAAUCACUGAGGGAGAAGGUCUAUGCCACGCUGGAAGCCUACACAAAGCAGAAGUACCCGGAACAGCCAGGGCGGUUUGCCAAACUUCUUCUGCGUCUGCCGGCACUGCGGUCUAUUGGGCUGAAGUGCCUGGAGCACCUCUUCUUCUUCAAGCUGAUUGGAGACACCCCCAUUGACACCUUCCUCAUGGAGAUGCUGGAGACACCCCUUCAGGUCACUUGAGGGUCUGGCUUCUCUCUGGCCAGAUCCUGUCCCCACCAUGCCCCUGCACAGCUUCCCACCCCUCCGCUCUGAGCCUGUGAGAACUCCCACCCUCCCUCUGCUCCUCCUCGGUGGGAUUGUUGUGUUUUGUACAGCUGUAAAUCACCUCCUCUAACCCUCCCUGGCCUGGCUGUGGGAGGUCACAGAUCCUCUGACCAGUUAACCAUUCCCCUGCCCCCUGUACAGAUAAUUGCUUUAAAUUAUUUUUUCAUUCUCAAUAAAAACCAACAA
Nestor notabilis (Kea) is the source of this 1727-nucleotide messenger RNA. It is a transcript of the gene RXRG, whose product is annotated as retinoid X receptor, gamma. The transcript has 10 exons. Lineage: Eukaryota; Metazoa; Chordata; Aves; Psittaciformes; Psittacidae. Gene Ontology annotation, molecular function: nuclear steroid receptor activity; nuclear receptor activity; retinoic acid-responsive element binding. The coding region runs from base 54 to 1457 and encodes 467 amino acids. Gene Ontology annotation, biological process: positive regulation of transcription by RNA polymerase II; cell differentiation; retinoic acid receptor signaling pathway. Gene Ontology annotation, cellular component: nucleus; RNA polymerase II transcription regulator complex. The record is from RefSeq and is a predicted model, not a curated record.